Molecule: messenger RNA, 1419 nt
Organism: Lodderomyces theae
Lineage: Eukaryota; Fungi; Ascomycota; Pichiomycetes; Serinales; Debaryomycetaceae
Gene: BFR1
Product: Bfr1p
Exons: 1
Coding region: 1-1419 (472 amino acids)
Biological process (GO): intracellular mRNA localization
Cellular component (GO): nuclear outer membrane-endoplasmic reticulum membrane network; ribonucleoprotein complex; endoplasmic reticulum
Molecular function (GO): mRNA binding
Source: RefSeq, a predicted model, not a curated record
AUGUCUGCUGGUUCAACUUCCACCACCACUGCUACUAAUGCAACCACUCCCCCAUCAUCCUCGUCUUCUUCCACUCAAAGAAAGUUCAUCAAACGUCCAGAUGACAAAGCCAUGAAGGAAGAAGUUGAAGCUUUGAAGAAGGAGAUCAAGAAAUUGGAUUUGACCAAUAACGAAUUGAAUGCACAAAUCCAGAAAUUACAAAUUGAUCAAAAAGUCAUGGAUGAAAGAAACAAGUUGCAAGCUGAGUUAAAGACUUUAAUUUCCAAACAAUCGUCCGCCAAGAAUGAGAGAAACAAUAUCAACGAACAAAUCAAGUCUAUUGAUUCUUCAAUGAAGAAGAAGAUUGCUGAAAUUCAACAACAAACCUCCAAGAACAAUUUCAAAAACGUUGCUGAAAUCGACGCCAGAAUUGAUUCGUUGGAUAAGGCCAUUGACGCAGGAAACUUGAAGUUGGCUGAUGAGAGAAGAUUUGUCAAGGAAAUGAGUGCUUUGCGUAAAUUGCGUAAAGAUUUCGGAUCAAUUGAAAAAAUUCAAGCUUCAAUUGAUCAAGAUAAGGAAAAGAUUGCUGAUUUGAAGAAGAAGUUGCAAGGAACUCAUAAUAAGGAAGUCCAAGCUCAAUUUGAAACCAUUCAAAAGAAAUUGGAUGAAAUUAAUGAGUCUAACAAAUCAACCAUAUCCAAGAGAAACAAAAUUUAUGAUCAGAGAUCAGAAAUCAAAAAGGAAAAAGAUGCCAAAUAUGAUCAAAUUAGAAAAUUGAGAAGUGAUUUUGACGCCAAGUUUGAACACUUCAAAAAGCAAAUGGAAGAAGAAAGACAAAAGAGGGAAGAAGAGUACAAGGCUCAACAAGCUGAGAGAAAGCAAGCUAAGUUGAAACAAAGAGCCGAACAAGAAUUGGCCGAUGCUUCCAUCCCUGCAUUCACUGCCGAAAUCAACUCUAUCCACAACUUGUUGUCCUACUUUGAUCCAUCUUAUGUCAAGCCAGCCACCACCAACGCCGCCACUGCCAACAACGCAUCACUUUCAUCCAAUGGAUCAUCAAUCCCAUCAACCACCAAGAACCAAGCUAGAGUCAUUGAGUUUCCCGAAGACUUGGUUGUUGUCAAGAAGGAACAAGAUGAUUUCUUUACUGGAACCAAGAAGAAGGGCAAGAAUGCUAAAAAGCAUAGUGGUAAAAAGAAUUUCACCGUUGCACCCGAAAUCAUUGUUGCAUUGAGUGAUUUGACCAUUCCUUAUCCAUUGAAGGAGGAGAAUGUUCCUGAAACUAUCAAGACUUUGAAGGAAACCUUGGAUGCAUUGCAAGAGAAGCAAGAAGAACAGACAAAGGUUAAUAUUGAAAGGGCCAAGGCUAAGAUUGCCAAGUUUAAGGAAGACGAUUUUGAGGAUGAGGAGCAAGAUGAUGAGGAAGAAGACCAAAAUUAG